Molecule: messenger RNA, 1612 nt
Organism: Danio aesculapii
Lineage: Eukaryota; Metazoa; Chordata; Actinopteri; Cypriniformes; Danionidae
Exons: 4
Coding region: 92-1174 (360 amino acids)
Biological process (GO): negative regulation of transcription by RNA polymerase II
Cellular component (GO): cytosol
Molecular function (GO): protein-folding chaperone binding
Source: RefSeq, a predicted model, not a curated record
CGGCGGGAGAUGCAGCAGACAGCAGCUCAAGCAUCACCGGCUCUCAGCUCUCAAACACACAUAUACCGGCAACAGAAGCAGCAUCAGCACCAUGGUUCUCAUCUGGACUCAGUUCGGCGUCAAACACAAGAAUGUCAAGUGCAAAGUGCGAGUGAUCCACGGAGAGGAGGGAUCAUAUACCUCAGAGGAGGUGCGCGAGGAACCUGAGGUGUCUAGCCCUCCACCCUCACCAGAGUGUGUGGAUUACUACUCAGUGCUCGGCGUUUCAAACGACUCCAACGAGGAGGAGAUUAGAAAGGCGUACAAGCGUCUGGCGCUCCGUUACCACCCAGACAAGAACUCAGACGCAGACGCCGAGGACAAGUUCAAACAGAUCGCUCAAGCCUAUGACGUCUUGACAGACCCUGAGAAACGUAACAUCUAUGAUCAACAAGGGUUGACCAAAGGGGGUGUGGCUCCAACAUGCAACAAAACAGACCCCUCCCACAACUCAAAAGCCGACGCCCACUCCUGGCACAUGUUCUUCAACUUUGACUUAGACUCCGAUGAUGACCUGUUCAACCCAUUCACGAGGAACCCCCUGCCCCACCUCAGCCGCCACCACGGCAACAAAGGCGGGCUCAAGCCAGCGGGCGUGGCCGAAGUCCACGAUCUCUCAGUAUCAUUGGAGGACAUUCUGAUGGGCGUGACCAAGCGUGUAAAACUGACACGCCUGCGUCAGACAGACAAACACACGUUGAAGCCUGAAGAGCGCGUGUUCGAUGUGGAGGUGAAGAAAGGAUGGAAGGAGGGCACCAGGAUCACCUUCCCCAAUGAGGGUCAUCAGAUGCUCGGCCACGCCCCGAACGAUCUAGCCUUCGUUAUCAAGGAGAAGAAACACGCCCAUUUCAGACGAGACGGCUCGCAUAUCGUGUACACCUGCACCAUCACUCUGCGAGAGGCUCUAUGUGGGUGCACGGUUAACGUCCCUACGCUUGACGGACAGAUGAAGCCCCUCCCAUGCAGUGAUGUCAUCAAGCCCAGCUCAGUGAGGCGGCUUAUAGGGGAGGGGCUUCCCAGAGCGAAGAACCCCGCCCAGCGUGGUGACCUGCUCGUUGAAUUUCAAGUGGUUUUCCCUGAUCGUAUUCCCCCGAGCAGCAAGGAGAUCAUCAAACACAGCUUGGGACAGUGUUAAGUGAUGAAAACACACUAAAUUCAGUGAUGACUUUAACGUCAGCUGUUUGUCUCUGUGAGGCACACACACUCAAGUGAGAGAUGGGAUGCUCACGCUAAGAAAUUACACAUUGGGUAUGUUAUACCUGCGUUAAGUGUGAUUUGACAGAGAUGAAGUGAACGAGGCGCACGCAUUGAACACUUACACACACAUCUGUGCUCUGAUGAAGUGCAGAGGUGCUAUUCUGAAGUGUUAGCAUACUUCUUUAACCAUGACGAUCUUGUACUCGCGUACAGAACUGUCAGUGAUUUAGUCUCUAUGAGAGAUCCCUGUGUCAUGUUCCAAUGAAUUAUUUGUACAAAGUUAUACAGAGAAAAUGUGACUUUAUGAUAUGAUGCCUGGCAUGUAUGAUACACGCAUGUUUUGUAAGCAGAAAUAAAGUUUUGUUAUUGAAAUUAC